GAGGGUGGAGCCCUCAGGAGCAGCUGCGGUCCCGCCGCUCGCCGCUCCGAUGCCGGCGGGCACCGAGGAGCCGGCGGGCGCCGAGGAGCAGCCGCCUGCCGAGGAGCAGCCACCCGCUGAGAAGCAGCUACCCACCGAGGAGCAGCCACCCGCCGAGGAGCAACCACCCGCCCAAAGCUCGCCGGCGGCGGCUGAGAGGCCGCCGCCUUCGGGUCGCCGCCGUCCGCCCCUGUCCGCCACCGAUCAGGGGGAGGAGUCUGGAGGCAGCCGUGUACUAAGGGGCGGCCGGGAACGGGGCCGGGCCGCUACCGCCUCGGCCGCGGGGGGAGCCGCUGCCACCGUUUCUCGCCGUCGUAAGGCCGAGUAUCCUCGGCGCCGGCGGAGUAGCCCUGGGGCCCGGCCCGCCGCCGAGCAGCUCGCCGCCGAAACGCCACCCUCUGCUAAGAAGGCUCCUCGGGCUGGGUGCACAGAUAAAGUAGCUGGUAAAGAGCUUGCAAUGGGUGUUUCAGAUCCCAAAGAAGAGAAAGAGGAGGAAGAAGUUUCCAGCCUGCUCAGCCAUGGCUCUCCUGGCGGCACAGCCAGGCCCAGCAGAAGCUGGCGCAGCAGCAGGGCGGCAGCCGCCGCCACCCGCCAGUGUGACACCAGAUCAAAGACAGACUCCCUGCAGCUCGUCUGCAAGUCGGAGCCAAACACAGACCAGCUGGAAUAUGAGGUCACAGAAGGGCAUCAGUCUCCAGCUGGAAUCAGUGAUGAUGAGGAGAUGCUCAUCAGUGAGGAAGAAGUUCCCUUCAAAGAUGAUCCAAGAGAUGAAACUUACCGGCCCCAUCUAGAGAAGGAGGCACCAAAGCAGAGGAGAAAAGCUAGCAAAGUGAAAGAGGAGAAAGAGAAGCAGAAAGAGAUUAAAGUAGAAGUGAAAGAGGAGAGUGAGUUUCAGGAGGAGGAGGAACUACCAAGGAAGAGAGGAAGGAGGAGAAAGGAUGACAAAAGUCCAAGGCUGCCCAAGAGAAGGAAGAAGCCUCCAAUCCAGUAUGUCCGCUGCGAGAUGGAAGGCUGUGGCACAGUCUUGGCUCACCCCCGUUACCUGCAGCAUCACAUAAAGUACCAGCACUUGCUGAAGAAAAAAUAUGUGUGUCCUCAUCCCUCUUGUGGUCGGCUCUUCCGACUCCAGAAGCAGCUCCUGCGGCAUGCCAAACAUCACACAGAUCAAAGGGAUUACAUCUGUGAGUACUGUGCCCGAGCGUUUAAGAGUUCUCAUAACUUGGCAGUGCACCGAAUGAUCCAUACGGGCGAGAAGCCCUUGCAGUGUGAGAUCUGUGGAUUCACCUGCCGGCAGAAGGCUUCCCUCAACUGGCACAUGAAGAAGCACGACGCAGACUCUUUCUACCAGUUCUCCUGCAACAUUUGCGGCAAGAAAUUCGAGAAGAAGGACAGCGUCGUGGCCCACAAAGCCAAGAGCCACCCCGAGGUGCUUAUCGCUGAAGCGCUGGCUGCCAACGCAGGUGCCCUGAUCACCAGCACCGACAUCCUGGGCACUAAUGCCGAGGCCAUUGCACCGUCCACCGAUGGCCAGGGCCUCCCCCUUCUUCCCGACCCCCUGGGGAGCGCUGCCCCGGCAGAUUGCCUGCUGCUGGGCCCCGACGGGAUGCCGAAGCCGUACUGCGGCGGGGCGGAGCGUGUCAGCCUGGUGGCCGACGGCAAGCUCUUCGUGGGCAGCGGCAGCAGCGCGAACCCGGAGGGGCUGGUCAUGAACACAGAGAUCCUGGGAGCCACCACAGAGGUGCUCAUUGAAGAUUCAGACUCCGCUGGACCCUAGUGGGUGGGGAGCACCUGGGUGCCGGGACAGUCUAGACUCUGUAUUUAAAAGAGGGAAAAAAAAUAACGAAAACAAAAAGAAAAAACAAACAAACAAACAACCAACAAGAGACACUUAACUGAAAGAGAGAAAAGUUAAACGAAACUUACAGUACUAGUAAAUAACCGAAGGGUCUGCUCCCCUCCAGCGUGGAUCACAGCACAUCCUUUUUCUUCCAACCACUUCUCUCUCUCUCCCACUGCUCCUUUGUAGAAAGGGGCACAUGCUGCCAUUUACCAGAGCAAGUCGGACUGAGUGAUGAUGGAUUUCUCCAAGGGAGGGGGGAGCUGCUGAAAACCCUUCACUCUACCCCAAAGCAGAUGCCUUUCUGGCUCCUUGACGUGGCACCACUUGCAAACUAGGAAGUCUUUGAUACGCUCUGGAAAAGUUUCUUAGGACUCCCUCUGGCCCCUGGUCCCAACUUCUAUGCAUUGCUGCACUCUGAUCCUUGCAGACUGAUUCUUUCUCCCAGGGCUGGGAGUUUUGGCUUGGCACUUUAGGCCCUGUCGUGGUUUGAGGUGAGCUGUGAAGCAGCGCACGUCCCUCUCCCCACCACGCUCCCCUGCUCCAGCUCUGGCAGGAAGUGGAGGGAACGCCCUGGCUCAUAGAUCAUGUUUGCUUGGAGAGGCCCGGGGGCUACGGGAGCCCUGCGUGGGAGAGGCAAGGAGGAGCAUCCCAGUUUGACGACAGUAAUUUGCACUUUGAACAUGCUUCGUUUUUGUGUUGUGGUAACAAGAUUCCUUAUUUAUUGAUUAAAAAAGGGUCGGUAUUUUUAGUUAUGUUCUUAGGGGGUGGAGGUGGAAGGAGUUUGGGCUAUUUCCCAGUAGGCUCCUUUGCACUAGCGAGCUGCAGGGAGCAGGUCGCUGGGAGAGCUGGGGUGGAGGCAGCGUUCUGUAUUCAGAUGUCUCUCAGCUUUUCCAGAGUAGAGGGAGAACCCCUGGAGAAGAGUCUGUUUGCGGUGGGAGUCUCUGCAGCAGCAUUUUAGCAGGAGGAUGUGGUGAGUGAUGGAACAGCUGGCUGUUGUCUACCUCCCAGCUAGGGGUGAGCUCUUUGCAUUAAAUGCCCUUCAUGCCUCCCCCUUGCUCCCUAGCCUUUCAGGGAAGAACAUCAUCAGCCAGGAGCUUGUUCUCGUGACAUAGGACAGUUGUGAGCUGCUUGCUGCUGAGGAAUGUGUUCCUCAUCCAACUGCCUCUCUUUUCCAGGUCUAGACAAAAGAUACAGAAGCAGGGAUGGGAUAUGGUUGUCUCAGGCUUGUUUAUCCAAGGCAAUAGACUGACAGGGGACUAAGGGGCUGUCAGCAUCUCUCUCCCAGACCCAUUGUGGGGGAGGGGGUUGUACAGCCACAUUCUCGAAGCUUCUCUUCUUUGCAAACACCCCUGCUUUCCAGGAAGCCUGUUGGUUCAAGUGUUGUCUGCUGGUGUAGUUAGGACAGCUCUGAGCCCUUGGAAAAGUUUACAUAGGAUAUGAUGUGUCUGCUAUGGAGACUUGGAUCUUUUUCUCUUAUCUGAAUUUUGUGUGGAGAUUCAGUGGCCUUGAAUUCGUAGUGGUUUUGGAAGAGGUGAAGAAUAACCUGAGCUUUUCGUUUCCUUGGUUUUUGGGUUGUGUGGUUGGGAGCAGAGAACUGAGGUAUCUUGUUCGAGCACAAGGUUGACUUAAUUGGUCUGAGCACACAGCAGCUAGGCAGAAAUUGGGUAUGUGGGGUCUGGACAAUGGCAAUAAAACAUGGCAUUUAAUUGGAGACUUGUAGCAGGAAACUGACGCUGAACACCCACUCUGUCCCCUGCGCUGCCUGGAAAUUAAGCUGCAGGCCAAGCCUGACAGCUUUUAUUAAGCCAUUUGUCCUAAACUGCCCCUUCCCUUCCUCCUUUACACUGAUAGUGUUGUCGGGGCAAGUUGAAACACUGCUGGUGUUGGGGUGGUUUGUGGCUAAGCAGUUUUCAGCUGUGGUUGGUGUCUUAUAUCCUGGGUGUGGGCAUCCCACGUUCUCGCACUCUGGCAGCAGUAUGACUCCCAUGCCUGCAGGAGAUGCAUCUGGCUAGGAGCCUGUCCUGGAGGUAAGGGUGAGGGCCCAGUGUACCUAAAUGCAGGUCACUGGAAUGGUGUUUGUUAGGUCCCUGGUGGUACACGGUUAAACUAAACCAGUUUCUUCAGCUGGAAUGAUCCAGUUUCUUACUUGGAUCAGAUUAUUUCCAGCAGGUAGCUUCUGGGUGGCUAGCUGGCUCCCUUGUCCUUGCAGCACAGUAGAGAUAUGUGCAAACUCAGCUUGGAUGGUUCCAUGUCCCAGCAGUGUGGGUCUUCUGCCUGGGGAGGCUUGGGGACUGACUGAGCCACAUUGUGUGGUGGCGUGUUCCCUGUCCCCUGGCUUGGAUCACAGCCGCCGGUAGCAGAUGUGCUGGUGUAGUGCAGGUUGGCCAUGUCAUCCCCAUACUUACUGCAGACCACACUGCUGGAGCUGCUUUUCAUGCCCUACCCCUGUGCCCCAUGGGAGGUGCAAGUGGGCAGGGCCUGGCACAGAACACUAAGUGGAGAGCUCGGGGUUUUGUUUUCUGAGACAUGGCACUUCAAAUGUUUUUGAGUCAAGGGCUGGGCUUGCUCACCCCUGGUGAUGCAACACUUUGGCACCUGGCUGGGAGGCAAGAGAGGCUUCCUCAUCUGCAUCUGCCCCAACAGCUCUGAGCAGAGCCAAAGGUUUACCAUCAGCCACAUUUAUGGGAUGCAGUCGAGCAGCUCAUUUGCUUCCCAGCCUGGACACCUCUGAUCCCUGCUGCUCCCCACCCUGUCCUUCCAUGCACACCUCUUAGCUCUCUUUUUUUUCUUUUUCUGGGCUCGGCCCGUUGCCUGUCUGUCCUCUAACCACAGCCUGCUAACCCCUGGUGCAGGAGGGACUGGUGUAGCUUCCUUCCCGCUCCCAUUUGAAAUCCUAGAACUGACACAGCUCUCCUGCAGCUCUGCCUCCUCUCGAUGUCUCUCCUUCACUCGCAUGCAGUUUGCUUCAAUAAAUUAUUGUAGUAGUUUGCAAUAAACUUUUUUGUAUUUUU
This is a messenger RNA of Pogoniulus pusillus (Red-fronted tinkerbird), 4890 nucleotides long. It is a transcript of the gene ZFP91, whose product is annotated as ZFP91 zinc finger protein, atypical E3 ubiquitin ligase. The transcript is spliced from 11 exons. Bases 50 to 1813 code for a protein of 587 amino acids. Gene Ontology annotation, biological process: regulation of transcription by RNA polymerase II. Gene Ontology annotation, cellular component: nucleus. NCBI's taxonomy places the organism in Eukaryota, Metazoa, Chordata, Aves, Piciformes, Lybiidae. The record is from RefSeq and is a predicted model, not a curated record.